AUGGGGGCGUGGGGGGCCCCCCGGGGUUUGGCUCGGCAGCAGCAAAUUUAUGAAAAGGCAGCAAACUUUUUGUUUUCAUAUUUGACGGAGGAGAAAUCCGUCACUUUUGCUGCUGCUGCUGCACCAGCAGCAGCAGCAGAAGCAGCAGCAGCAGCAACACCGGGAACUGCUGCUGCUGCUGACGCUGCAGUCGCAGCGAAUGGCCCCUUACGCGCUGCAGCGACGGAGCAGCAGCAGCAGCAGCAGCAACAGCAGCAGCAGCAGCAGCAGCAGCAGCAGCCGCAGCAACUGCAGCUGCAGCAGCAGUUGGAGUUCGCAAAAGCUGCUGUUGAGUUCGCAGGGCGGGCUGGAAUGAGCAGCAACGCUUUUUCCUUUAUAGAAAAGAUGGUAAAGGUUCUCGCCGCGCAGCGCGGCGGCGCAUUCUUCGCGCUGGACUUUUUGGGAUUUGUUUUGAAGAAGAAUUUAAUUGAAAACCAUAAAGACAUUUUGCGGGAAAAACGCGAAAAGUUCGAAAUAGUUCUUGUUGAAGAAAAAAGAUUUGAAGAGGCGAAAAAGAUUGCGGAGAAAAUGCAGCAAAUGAAAGAAGAGAAAUUUCUCCAGAGUUCUUUGCUGCUUCUUUUAAAUCUUAAUAAAUAUAUAAAUAAAUAA
Molecule: messenger RNA, 648 nt
Organism: Eimeria tenella
Lineage: Eukaryota; Apicomplexa; Conoidasida; Eucoccidiorida; Eimeriidae
Exons: 4
Coding region: 1-648 (215 amino acids)
Source: RefSeq, a predicted model, not a curated record